Messenger RNA from Paramuricea clavata, 690 nucleotides. Lineage: Eukaryota; Metazoa; Cnidaria; Anthozoa; Malacalcyonacea; Plexauridae. The record is from the annotation of a GenBank genome assembly.
AUGCUUCCGCUCGACAUCACUUUGGUCUAUUUUUCCGGUCGCCCCGAUCCUCAUUGGCAAGUACAAGCAAACCAUCCAAAAUACCAGAAAAUCCGAGAGAUGUUCAACAGUGCAGUGAAUCAAGAAUUAGCAGCUUUGCCGGAACAAAUGCCGUCACAGCUUGGAUAUAGAGGCUUUCUUGUGCGUGACAGCAACGAUCAACUUCCAAAGUUGAUUCUUGGUACAACGACGAAAGAACUGCAGCUGCUAUUACUCGGUACCAUCCCUUCAGAUGCCAUACCACAAGCCCUUGUGGGCAUCAUUGCGAAAACAAUCGAAGAUGGGGGCGUUUCGCCGAUUGGAGCAGAGUCCGAAACACCUGGAACGAAACGUGCUCCUAAAUAUAAUGUGCUAACACAAUGGAAGUGGAAUAAUUGGUUUGUUGUAACUAAGAAUAACUGUUACAACUAUGCCACUAACAAGAGGACCUCCACCAAUGCUCAACCAGGAAGAAAACAUGGAGUAAACGUGAAAAACAAUUUUAGCGAAGACUUUGGCAAAGAAGUAAUGAAAGCGGCUGUAAAGGAUGGUUUGACAGUUGUAGGAAAUUUUGAAACCCGUUUAAACAUAGAUGUUCCCACAAGAAAAAGUUUGGAAUUGCUGCCCUCUCAGCACCUCGUCGCCCUAUUUGCGUCAAAUUCAGGUAAGUAG